GUGGAGAAUUUGCAUAAAGCAGCAACACAGGCACGCGCUGAUGUACGAGGUGAACAAAGUUGGGCGCAUUUGAGGGAUGUCUUCAAACAGAUUGCAGGAUGGAAACUGUUGGGAGGAGGAAGUGGAGCAACUUGAACCUCCUUUGCCACUCAAGUCUGAGGAUGAGCGUGAUUGGACCCAACAUUUUUGUCAGCGAUCCCAAAGCCUAACCCUCCCCUCCCAAAACUGGAUACAACGUCAGGUGUCGCCAAGCGUCUCUGUGAACGUGCCGCAUUUCUCUGUGCCGCCAGAGGUCAGCGGCGUGACCUUACCAACGGCGGCCUCCUCCGCCGCUUGGUCCGCAGCCUCGCACGUGCAACAGAGACGAGGAAGCUUGCUAAAUGAGUCGAGGAAAAUCUUCAUUACCUGCUCCUCGGACUCUUCUUGUGAGAUGAUGGCCUUUGUUGACUUUCUGUCCAAACAUGGCUUCCAAGCUGCGGUUGACGGGCCCCUCACAACCUGGGAGGACACAAUUAUGAAAGACCCAUCCACGCCCAUCAUUGUGGCUAUCAGUCCGCGCUACAAGGCCGACAUUGAAGGCUGUGCUGUGCACACCCACGGUCUGCACACUAAAUACAUUUACUCCAUGAUGCAGCAUGAAUUUAUCCAACAAGGCAGCUUGAACUUCCGCUUCAUACCUGUGCUCUUCCUUAACGCCUCCCAGAAGGAUGUUCCAGGAUGGCUUCAGAACACUCGCGUGUACCGCUGGCCGCGUGACACGGACGACCUGUUAUUGCGACUGCUGAGGGAGGAAAGAUUUGUUCCUCCUCCGGUGCAUGGGGAGCCCUCACUCAUCAUCACACCUGUGGCUGCCACACCUUAAAUCCUACGUCUUAUAUUUAGGCAUAUGAUAAUUUUGCAAAAUGCUUUAUAAUCUUUUUAUACCUUCAAGAAAAAAACAGUAAUAAAACAUUUGAUUUG
Molecule: messenger RNA, 960 nt
Organism: Syngnathus typhle (broad-nosed pipefish)
Lineage: Eukaryota; Metazoa; Chordata; Actinopteri; Syngnathiformes; Syngnathidae
Product: E3 ubiquitin ligase TRAF3IP2-like
Exons: 7
Coding region: 77-862 (261 amino acids)
Biological process (GO): positive regulation of canonical NF-kappaB signal transduction; humoral immune response
Source: RefSeq, a predicted model, not a curated record